Molecule: messenger RNA, 1257 nt
Organism: Penicillium canescens
Lineage: Eukaryota; Fungi; Ascomycota; Eurotiomycetes; Eurotiales; Aspergillaceae
Product: fatty acid desaturase
Exons: 3
Coding region: 1-1257 (418 amino acids)
Biological process (GO): lipid metabolic process
Source: RefSeq, a predicted model, not a curated record
AUGGAUCCAUCCACCUACACCGAUCCCCAGCUCACCUUCCAAGAUCGAUUGGUGAUCGAUGCCAUCGUCCAACCCAAGUCGGUCUCAAAAAAUCAGGAAACGGCAAAGCCGGACAAGCUGAGCAAGGAAACUAUUGAGAAGCUUCACAACCUAAAUGAUCCCUCUCAUCCUGAAUUUGAUCCAACCGUCUUCCAGCUCUGGGAUCUCCCGCUGCUGAGGGCCAAGCUGCCCGCGCCUAUCCAGAAAUAUGUGCUGACGCCGUACAUCAAUUGGGCGAAAGGUGUCGUACGCUUUCAGACUGAUGUGGUUAUGGUAACACAUCUCAUUCUUUAUUUCACCACCAUUGUGCCCAGUGCUAUAUUGCUAUUCUACCGUUUUUCUUAUUUACAUGGCUUCAUGCAUUGGUUCAUGCAACUGUUCUACUGCGGCGCGUUCACUUUGAUGAAACAUCAACAUAUUCACAUGAACGGUGUGUUGUCGCCGAAAUACUACCUGCUCGACACGCUAUUCCCUUACCUGCUUGACCCCAUGCUCGGGCAUACAUGGAACUCCUACUUUUACCACCACAUCAAACACCACCACGUCGAGGGCAAUGGUAGAGAUGAUCUGAGCACAACGAUGUACUAUGACCGCGACAGUGUCCCCGACUUCCUCUGCUAUGUGGGUCGCUUUGUCUUCUUCAUCUGGUUUGAGCUUCCGAUGUACUUCUUCCGAAAGGGCCAGACGAAGUAUGCUUUGAGAUGUGCCUUCUGGGAGUUGAGCAACUAUGUCGCUCUCUAUACGCUCUACAACUAUGUCAAUGCCCGUGCGACAUUGUUCGUGUUCCUCCUUCCUCUCACCGUCAUGCGUCUGGGCUUGAUGGUUGGCAAUUGGGGCCAACAUGCUUUCGUGGACCCGGCCGACCCUGACUCGGAUUACCUUUCGAGUAUCACAUUAAUUGAUGUCCCGAGUAACCGAUUCUCCUUCAAUGAUGGAUACCACACUUCCCACCACCUGAACCCCCGCCGCCACUGGAGAGAUCACCCCGUCGCCUUCCUGACGCAGAAGAGUCGCUAUGCCGAAGAAGACGCUCUAGUGUUCCGGAACGUUGAUUAUAUCUUCAUCACCGUUAAUCUAUUAAGAAAGAACUACGUGUAUCUCGCGAAAUGUCUGAUCCCCAUUGGUGAUCAAGUCAACAUGACCCUUGACGAGCGAGUGGAGAUGCUGCGCCGUCGGACACGGAAGUUCCCCAAGCCGUCAUCAAAAAAGACCCAAUAA